CCCCACUCUGUCAGAGGACAUUUAAAUGGCUUCACAACAGAGCCGCGUAGUUCCGCAAUAACAUAGUUACAGGGGGAAAACAGGCGCUUCGCGGGUCUCUCCAGCCCUAAACGCUGCACUUAAACCCGCUCGGUUCGUCUGCGAAGCGGAGAAAUGGGCGACGAGGACGAGUUCCUGCAGAAAGCCCGGAGCGGGUUCGAGGAUCUGUGCCGAGCCCUGAACAUGGACGAGGAGGCGGCUGGCGGAGCCUGGAGCAGCUACGAGCACAUCAGCAGGAACUUCACCCUGGAGGGCAGCGAGCUGCACUGGUUGGCUUGUUCUCUGUACGUGGCCUGCAGGUCCUCGGUGCCAACCGUGGGGAAAGGAACCGCAGAGGGGAACUACGUUUCUCUGACCAAAAUCCUCCGCUGCUCUGAAAUGAGCCUGAUCGAGUUCUUCAACAAGAUGAAGAAGUGGCAGGACAUGGCUGACCUGCCGCACGAUUUCCGUCAAAGCACAGAGAAGCUGGAGAGGAACUUCACCGUGUCAGCAGUCAUAUUCAAGAAGUACGUUCCCAUCUUCAGGUCUAUCUUCAGAGCACCUUCUGAGGAGCCGCCCCGAGUUCACCGCAGCCGCAAACAGAGACGCCACCCGUGCACUGUGAGUGAAGUCUUCAACUUCUGCUGGGUGUUGUUCGUCCAUGCUAAAGGAAACUUCCCCAUGAUCAGCGACGACCUGGUGAACUCUUACCACCUGCUGCUGUGUGCGCUUGACCUCGUCUUAACAAAUGCAUUGCUCUGUAAUGCCAGGAAGGAGCUGCUCAACCCCAACUUCAACGGACUCCCAGAGGACUUCAGCAGCAAGGACUACAGGCCAUCUCCAGGGCCUUUCUGCUUCAUCGAGCAACUCUGUGAGCUACACGACGGCCUUGUGCUGGAGGCCAAGGGCGUCAGAGAGCACUUCUGGAAACCCUUCAUCAAGAAGCUCUUCCACAAGAGGAUUCUCAGAGGCAAAGAGGACAGUUUGACCGGCUUUCUGGAUCCCAUGAACUUUGGAGACAGUCUCCUGUCCCUCAGUCGCCUCUAUGAGGAGCAUGUCCUGGCCACCGGCAGUCUGGAUGAGAGGAUCUUCACAGGACAGGGAGCCAGCGAGGACAUCGGCACCCCUGGGCCCUGCCUCUAUGAGGGGGUUGAGAAUGAGGACAGCGCCAUCUACAGGCUACACACCAACCUCACUUCCUCAGCGGAGAAGGUCUCCACCCCACUGACUGGGAGGAGGUUCGUGCGCGAGAGCCGGCUGGCAUCUCCGCUCUCAUCCGCCAUGAAGAGUGUUGGCCGUCUUCACACUCUGCUGUCGGGGACCAAACAGGGGCCGAGCGCCAAGCUGACAGAGACUCUCGGGGGUUGUGCCAGAGACCCCAGUAGUGUGAUCAACCAGCGCCUGAAGGACAUGUAUGACGUUUUCUCACAACAUUACGAGGAGAGUGGUGCUGACGGCAGGGGAAUGGAGAAAGAUAUGGCAGUGAGGUAUUUCCAGCUGGCCGAAGCGCUCUACUACAGGGCCCUGGAGUCCAUCGUUGAGAGAGAGAAGAUGAUCUUAGGAGAUGCCGACCUGUCUUGUAUCCUGGAGCAGGACAUCUUCCAUCGCUCCCUGUUGGCCUGCUGUCUGGAGAUCGUGACCUUCUCCUACAGACCACCAGGAGAUUUCCCCAACGUGAUCAGCAUCUUCCAGCUCCCUGCUUAUCACUUCUACAAGGUGAUUGAGGUGCUGGUGCGGGCGGAGCAGGGUCUGUCUCGGGAGGUGGUGAAGCACCUGAAUCAGGUGGAGGAACAGGUUCUGGAGAGUCUGGCUUGGACCAGCGACUCCCCACUGUGGCAGAGCCUCCACGCAGCCAAAGGCCGUGUCCCUUCCUGCAAGGAGGUGAUGCCUCCUCAGUAUCUGGAACAAAAUGAUGAAAGCGGGACAGGGCCUGUUCCCCUCACACCCAGCAGCCACGGACCUGAACUCAGCACUGUCAAAGGUGUGCCCCCCUCCCCCACCACCCUGCUGGAUCGAUACAGCUCCCCGCCCACCGGUGGAUUUCGCCGCCGUCUGUUUGUGGACCCUGUAGAGGGCGAGUCCAGCGUCACCUCCACCAGCACGGUCGGUACCGCUGCAGCCGCCGUCACCAAGACGGCCCAGGCUGCCAUCGUCGGCACUAUCCCAGCAGGGCAGACUGUCGUCACCAUGGCAACCGCCACCAUGACGGCUAACAAUGGCCAGACGGUUACCAUACCCGUGCAAGGGAUAGCCAAUGAGAGCGGAGGCAUCACUUUCAUCCCAAUGCAGGUGGGGGGGGCUACACUGCAGCCGCUCUCCUCCCAGACUCUGACCAGUACCCUCACCAUCCAGUCAGCCGUCUCCAAACCAGCUGCCAAAGCAGCCAGCAGUCCGCUGAAGAAAGGCUCUCUGUCCCUGUUCUUCAGGAAGGUGUACCAUCUAGCCAGCGUUCGUCUCAGAGAUCUUUGUGCCAAAUUGGACAUCUCGUCAGAGCUGAGGAGAAAGAUCUGGACGUGUCUCGAAUAUUCACUGGUCAACUGCACUGAGAUGAUGAAAGACCGUCACCUGGAUCAGCUGCUCAUGUGCGCUAUUUACGUCAUGGCAAAGGUGACCGAAGAAGACAAAUCCUUUCAGAACAUCAUGAAGUGUUACCGCACCCAGCCUCAGGCCAGCAGCAACGUAUAUAGGAGUGUACUGAUCUCAGCGAGAAGGCGGUGUUGCUCAGGCAUGAACGAUACCAACAGAGUGAGCUCAUCAGCUGACAGCAGCCAGGAUCCAGCAGGUGGAGACAUCAGCCCGGUUCAGAUCCGCUCCAGCAGCACGUUGCCGACCCCCCAGCCCGGUAGUGCCCCCUCCACCCCCACCAACGUCCCCAACAGGGUCUCCUCCGCAGCGGGGGAGGGAGAGGAGCGAGGAGACCUGAUUCUGUUCUACAACAACGUCUACAUCAAGCAGAUGAGACUCUUUGCUCUGAAAUACUCGCCGAGCUCACCCACUGCAGGGGUGGAACCCCCCGCUUUGUGUCCGUACCCCACGUUGAGGACUGGCUCUCCUCGUCGGAUGCUUCUGUCCAGCAAACACUCCAUUUAUAUCUCCCCUCACAAGACGGGUUCCUCCCCCUCGCCAGCAUCCCCCCGGGACAGGAUUUCCUACUACAUCUGCAGCAGCCCCUCCAACCGUCUCCAGGAGAUCAACAGCAUGAUCCGGACGGGAGAGACCCCCACCAGGAAGCGCAGCAUUCCUCUAGACGAAGAGACGUCGGCCAAGCGCAUUUGCCCUGACAACCACACGGCUUUGUUACGCCGCCUGCAGGACAUUGCCAAUGACCGCAGCUCCUCCCACUGAACACACACGUGCUAUCACCAUGGCAACAUUCAGUCAAUACGGAGUGUCAAAAACUCAUCAGGACUUUGAGAAACUAUCUGGUCACUUUAAGGUUUGUCUUUCAGUGUGGUUAUGUAUUUACCAGAGAUGAUGAGUUUCCAACCGGUGCAUGAAUAUUUCCACUGAUUCUUUUGUCUGUAAAACUCAGUUUUCAGAAACUCCGGCCGCCACACAGCAACAAUUCACCUCUUUAUGUUGGAACUCAGAUUUGAUCUGAAUGUUGCUGUUUGUAUUCAGCGUUUCUCCUGAAGCUGAAAGCUGGAACUCAUAAGACACCGAGUGGCAGAGGUCUGUGCAGCAGGGGUCCGUUUCACCAAGAGGGUCACGUUGAACCUGAACUCAGGGAAACUCAGAGUUUUCCAUCUCACAAGGCGAGGUUACUUAACCACCAGCAAGAGGGUUUAGUUGAGCCGGUUUCAGAAAGCGAAAAAAAUCAUCCUGGGAGUCUUUUACUGUGGUAACUGACUCUGAAGUAAACCGGGUCAAGAGCAGGUUUGCUUCAACAUACCGAGUUACUUUCUGUCUCCUCCCCUUCACGAAGCUGAAACGAGUUCAGUUUGAUCAGACAAUCGAUCUUAUACCACUUCUGAACGAUGACGCAUUGCAUUCGUGAUAGAAGGACUUCAUAGAAAAUACCUUGGGUUAUUAAUUUUGUAAGCCAUUAUUUGCAAAUGUCAGUCUUAUUCAUAACAACAUGGAUAGUGAAUAUACUGUGUUCUAUGACACUGGAAAGUGAAUGAUGCAGAACUGAGAGAAAAGUGGCCGACUCAUAAGUUGGAUAACAUUAAUUGCUCAAAAUAAUGCUCAGAGUUGUGUGAGUAAAGAAAGGUCCCUUUAGGAUUUAUCAGUGUGACUGGAUGCAUUCAUAUUUUCCAGCUUGGAUUAUUUUAUCUUUUGAUUGUUCCUUCCAUCCAAAACUUUUAAUGUGAAAACAACAGCCUGGAACGGUGGAGUUACCUGUCUGAAAUAUGUGUUUGCGUUUCAAGUUUUGUUUUUGUCUGUUUGUUCUGGCCACCAGGACUGCGCCUACAGGACAGUGAAUAUUGAGAACAACAUAUUACAUUCAUUUGUCAUUCAUACAUAUUUUAAUUCGUCCACACAUUCACUCGCUCUUCAGUUUUCUGCAACGUCAACUCUCUUUCCUUCACUACAACAGCCGUGUUGCACUUUCGUCUGAAGACAGUAUGUGCUUGUAAUACACUCAUAUCUUUGUUCUAGCAAACUAAAAUAGAAAGAUUACUUCCGUUAACUAUGUGUUGCCACAGUGAAUCAUGGAAUCUGAGCUCCACUAGUGAUGGGUUUUUAGAGUCGGGUUAACUCAUAGUCAGAGUCGACUUAACCACCUUUCUUAAAACUGAAAACUCAGAGUUUCUGGACUUCGCUUGUGAAACAGGCCCCUGGUUUAUCAUCAGUUUUUUUAUUUUUCUAACAUCUCUUUUCUAUUCUGCUGUUUGAACAAAGCAUCCUGUGUCCGUGUGAGAUUUAGAUUCAGGAACUGCAAUUUGUAUGUAAACGUCAGAGAGGAAGUUCAGCAUCACAUUUCAAUGUAAAUUUUGUUAUGAAAUCAGUGACCACGAUUAAGCCACAGACAAUUCCCACCGAGUUUCAGGAUUUCACUGUGGAGCACUUUGUUCUGGUGUGUGAUGAAGAGCAGUAGCUAUCUGAACUUCAGCAUUUUUAUAUUUACACUUUUUAUCUUUUUAAGCUAAACUCAUGUUUUUAGAAGUCGUGUUGAUAAAAAAAGUCAUAUGUCUGUUUGGAGGUCAGGAAGGUUUCCAUCCUGUCAAAUGAUCUUUGACCUGUGGCAUGUUUAUCACUUCACAAUUGUCGUGUAAUUUGACUGGCUGUUCAUCACCUGCACUGAUGAGAGGACUGUAAAUAUCUGUACAAAAGAGAAAAGAAACCUAUUAACGGAGUUAACAUAAGUUAAGUGCCUUUAUUUUUUUACUUGUUUACAUUCUGCAGACUUUUUCAUUAUUAUAUAUGUUUGUUUAUGAAAAUAAUAGAUGAAUGUUUAAACUGACUCAACUUAGUAUGUGUGUGACCACUGGGUGGUGCUGUUUGUUUCAAAUGUCACAGGAAGUGACUAUUAAGAGUCCAGACUGCAGGUAUUUAUUUGAGCGCACAUUUUUCGAAAUAGUUUUUAGCUUUCAUUAGCAGAUGAUUCUGACCCCCGAGUUUGUAUUUAAAUUG
Cololabis saira (Pacific saury) is the source of this 5595-nucleotide messenger RNA. It is a transcript of the gene rbl2, whose product is annotated as retinoblastoma-like 2 (p130). Lineage: Eukaryota; Metazoa; Chordata; Actinopteri; Beloniformes; Belonidae. Gene Ontology annotation, biological process: regulation of transcription by RNA polymerase II; cell differentiation; negative regulation of G1/S transition of mitotic cell cycle. The coding region runs from base 154 to 3363 and encodes 1069 amino acids. The record is from RefSeq and is a predicted model, not a curated record. The transcript has 22 exons. Gene Ontology annotation, cellular component: transcription regulator complex; nucleus; chromatin. Gene Ontology annotation, molecular function: RNA polymerase II transcription regulatory region sequence-specific DNA binding.